This is a messenger RNA of Tupaia belangeri chinensis (Chinese tree shrew), 1633 nucleotides long. It is a transcript of the gene DRD3, whose product is annotated as dopamine receptor D3. Gene Ontology annotation, biological process: phospholipase C-activating dopamine receptor signaling pathway; adenylate cyclase-inhibiting dopamine receptor signaling pathway; regulation of potassium ion transport. Bases 1 to 1344 code for a protein of 447 amino acids. The record is from RefSeq and is a predicted model, not a curated record. Gene Ontology annotation, cellular component: plasma membrane. Lineage: Eukaryota; Metazoa; Chordata; Mammalia; Scandentia; Tupaiidae. Gene Ontology annotation, molecular function: dopamine neurotransmitter receptor activity, coupled via Gi/Go; G protein-coupled receptor activity. The transcript is spliced from 7 exons.
AUGGCACCACUAAGCCUGCUGAGUGAUGACAUCAACUCCACCUGUGGGCCGGACAACUUCACAGGUGCCAGCCUGGCCCGCCCACAUGCCUACUAUGCCCUGUCCUACUGUGCGCUGAUCCUGGCCAUCGUCUUUGGCAACGGCCUGGUGUGUGUGGCCGUGCUGCGAGAGAAAGCCCUGCAGACUACUACCAACUACCUAGUGGUGAGCCUGGCUGUGGCAGACUUGCUGGUGGCCACCUUGGUGAUGCCCUGGGUGGUGUACCUGGAGGUGACAGGUGGAGUCUGGACUUUCAGCCGUGUAUGCUGCGAUGUUUUUGUCACCUUGGAUGUCAUGAUGUGUACAGCCAGCAUCCUGAACCUCUGUGCCAUCAGCAUAGACAGAUACACUGCCGUGGUCAUGCCGGUGCACUACCAGCAGAGCACAGGGCAGAGCUCCUGCCGGCGGGUGGCCCUCAUGAUUACAGCCGUCUGGGUACUGGCCUUCGCUGUCUCCUGUCCGCUCCUUUUUGGCUUCAACACCACAGGGGACCCCAGUGUCUGUUCUAUCUCCAAUCCUGAUUUUGUCAUCUACUCUUCUGUGGUGUCCUUCUACCUGCCCUUUGGAGUGACUGUUCUGGUCUACGCCAGGAUCUAUGUGGUGCUGAGACAGAGAAGACGGAAACGGAUCCUCACUCGACAGAACAGUCAGUGCCUCAGUGUCAGGCCUGGCUUCCCCCAGCAAUCUUCCUGUCUGCGGCUGCACCCCAUUCGGCAGUUUUCAAUAAGGGCCAGAUUUUCAUCAGAUGACACAGGAAAAAUGGAACAUUCAGAAGAUAAGCAAUAUCCCCAGAAAUGUCAGGACCCGCUCUUGUCACAUCUGCAGCCCCUUUCUACUGGCCGGACACACCUGGAGCUCAAGCGCUAUUACAGCAUCUGCCAGGAUACUGCCUUCAGGCGACCAGGCUUCCAAGAAGGAGAAGGAGAGUUGAAAAGGGAGAAGAGGACUCGGAACUCCCUGAGCCCAAACAUGGCACCCAAGCUUAGCUUAGAAGUUCGAAAACUCAGUAAUGGCAGGUUGUCAACCUCCCUGAAGCUGGGGCCCCUGCAACCUCGGGCAGUGCCACUUCGGGAAAAGAAGGCAACCCAUAUGGUAGUCAUUGUACUGGGAGCCUUCAUUAUCUGCUGGCUGCCUUUCUUCUUGACCCACAUUCUCAAUACCCACUGCCAAGCAUGCCACGUGUCCCCAGAGCUUUACAGUGCCACAACGUGGCUGGGCUAUGUAAACAGCGCCCUCAACCCCAUGAUCUACACCAUCUUCAAUGUUGAGUUCCGCAAAGCCUUCCUCAAGAUCCUGUCUUGCUGAAGGAGGAGAGGAGGGAACACCCCUGUACCUCUAGCUGCCACGCUGUUGGGCCACUGGCCAAGACCUGCUCAGAAAGACUGCACAAUGUCCUCUGGCAUAUGACAGAAAGAAGCUUCUGGAGCCAGGAUGCCUCUGUGUGGCAGGUGUAACCAACUACAUCUUCCAAGACAGAAUGUUCUACUUCCCCAGCUAAAGUCUGACUUUAUUUGACAGUCUUCAAAUGGUUGGGGGGGAUGCCAAAUGACAAGCAAUAACUCAAAAGGAAACUGAUUAAAACAUGACUCUACAC